CGGGACUGACCAAUCAGGCAGGUCUCGUAGUGAGCUAGCGCGAGGCUGUGUGGUGCUCUAUAUAGAGGAAGCGCGAGGCCGUUAGUGACUGAGAAGAACAGACGGCAGGACAAACGCUAUCUGAAGGUGAUCUUGAGUGGCAUAGUAACAAUGGCAAAAGGCGAUCCAGGGAAGCCCAAAGGCAAGAUGUCUGCCUAUGCUUAUUUUGUGAAGACGUGUCGUGAAGAACACAACAAGAAGAAUCCUGGCGUCACUGUUAACUUCUCAGAAUUUUCCAAAAAGUGCUCGGAGAGAUGGAAAACUAUGUCACCAAAAGAGAAGACUAAAUUUGAAGACCUGGCCAAACAGGACAAGGCCCGUUAUGACCAGGAAAUGACACACUACAAUCCAGGAAAGAAGGGUAGGAAGCAGAAGAAAGACCCCAAUGCUCCAAGGAGGCCACCGUCUGGAUUUUUCCUGUUCUGUGGCGAACACAGGCCUGGUAUCAAGGCCCAGAACCCCAGCCUUGGCAUUGGUGAUGUAGCCAAGAGGCUGGGUGAGAUGUGGAACAAUCUGUCCGAUUCAGAAAAGCAACCCUUCCUGUCCAAGGCCAAUAAACUCAAGGACAAAUAUCAGAAGGACAUGGCGGACUACAAAGGAAAGGGCAAAGGAAGUGGAGGAGCAUCAUCUGCCAAAUCCAAACCCAAGGAUGAUGACGAUGAUGACGAUGAUGAGGAGGAGGAAGAAGAAGAGGAUGAUGACGAUGAUGAGGACGACUAAAGAACUUUGUCUCCUAAUUGGGCAGUAAGAGUUGUUUUUGUUCGCUGCCAAUUAAUUUCAGUUGAGUCUGGGUCUAACAGGUCUUGUUGUCAAGGCUGCUAUACACUGAUCACCAGUAGAUUUGCCCAAUGCAUGCAAGCUCUGACUUUAGACAACCAAACUCUCUCGAAAUGCUGGGUUUGCUGGUGGUCCUGUUAAAGCUUGCUAUUAAACUGUAUUGGCAAAAUAUUUCCACACCGUUCAACAAUAAAUAUAAGUGGUAGCAGUACAUACUCUUUUAAAACUAUUUAAGGUGGCGUGUUUCUGUAUGGCUGUUGAAUUAAACGUUCUUUUUAUUUUUCCUAAUCUCCCAGCUUUAAAAAUGCGCAGUUUGUGAAUAGACUUCAGAUUUCUUUUCCCUGUUUGGCCCCAUAAGCUUCCCGCUUUGACGCGGAUGUUUGUGGCUUUGAUUUAUAUUAUUUGUGUAAUUUUGAAUGAUUGCAUUGAUCAUUUUAUGCGUGGAGACUCUGGUGACAUUUCGGCUUUAACCAGAGUGAUCAACUUUAGAUGGGGAAAGCUCUUAUUUGCACCUUCGAUUUAUUUUUAUGUAUAGGUGACACUGUGAUUUGAAAUAAACGUGGCAUUUUUAGAUCUCAAAAUGAUUCUAGUGACUUUCUUAUCUGUGACCAGCACAAAGUUUUUUUUUUUUUUUUUUUUUUUGUUUGUGGAUCAUACUGGUAUUUAAUAACUUGAUCUUUCUCAUCUUAUCAAAAAAGUAUACUGAUAGUUAUCAUGGUUAAAUUUUAUUUUAUUGAGCUUUUAUGGUGGUUGCACCAUAAGACUUUCUGGUCUGUAUGCAAUGAUGCCUGUGUAUCACUAGAUGUCAAUAUAGGGCUUUUAUUGCAAAAGCUUUAAAUGUGCACGUUUUCAGAGGCAUCUGUGUACAGUACAGGUGGCAGUUAUUCAUCCAUCGAUCUAGCCCAAGGAAAGACAUUUGGAUGGACCAGUUGUCAACGUGGGACAAUAAUAUGAAUCGAAUAUUUAAGUUCCCUAUGACUGUCAAGUUUGUCCUGGGCCUGAGACAAAAACCAAGGUGCUAGAAAUUGAGUUUCAGUGAAGGAGACGGCAAAUUUGGAAACCAGGGCCGGUUUCAUGAAAGCGUUAAGGGGGUAAAAAGUUAUUAGGAUAUAGAAGUUCGAGAAUAGAAAAAUAUAUUAACUAACUUUAAGCUAGAAAUUAAGUAGAAAAUGGUAGUUAAGAUUUUUAGAAUUUUGUGAAUCCGGCCUCAGGUGUGCAAUCAAGAAAGGUAUCAAUUCAAGCUACAUAUUAAAGAUGUAAAUAUUUUUCAGACCUGUAUUGAUGUUACACAACUGGAGAGUUAAAUAUUCAACACGCAUUAAAAAAUGUUUGUUCAAUACAAGUUAAACUUGAUAGGCAGCAUUUGUGGCAAAUGUUUAUCAUAAAAAUGUUGACUUGUUGCACGUUUAUUUAAAAGGCCAAAGUAAAUGGGCCAGUCCAUAAACAUUAAGCAGGAAGUUUGUUUGGGGGAAAUGAGAGUACAUUUUAAAAACUGCUGAAUAUGAUAAAAUAAUAGCUUUGUCUGUAGUUGUCUACAAUGUCUAUUUGUAAACUGUAAAAUGAUUUAUUCUGUAUUGUGUCAAAGUUACUCUCGCUCCCGUGAGCAGUGUUGGUGUUCCAAACAAUAGAUCCACAAAUGGCAGUGUAUGU
Messenger RNA from Myxocyprinus asiaticus (Chinese sucker), 2466 nucleotides. RefSeq names its product high mobility group box 3b (gene hmgb3b). The transcript is spliced from 5 exons. Gene Ontology annotation, cellular component: nucleus. Gene Ontology annotation, biological process: regulation of transcription by RNA polymerase II. Gene Ontology annotation, molecular function: DNA binding, bending. The record is from RefSeq and is a predicted model, not a curated record. Lineage: Eukaryota; Metazoa; Chordata; Actinopteri; Cypriniformes; Catostomidae. The coding region runs from base 151 to 759 and encodes 202 amino acids.